GCUGAACCGUCACAGCUCAGGAGAAGAGAUUCACUAGGCUCGGGUGCCUCUUUUGGAGGAAGGGAAGAUUGGCAGAGGUCUGCGACCAUGAAGGUCAAAGUCAUCCCGGUACUUGAAGACAACUACAUGUAUCUGAUCAUUGAGGAGCACACGCGGGAAGCCGUGGCUGUGGACGUGGCCGUGCCCAAGAGGCUGCUGGAGAUUGCAAGCCGUGAGCAGGUGUCUCUGACCACGGUACUGACCACUCAUCAUCACUGGGACCAUACACGUGGAAAUGCGGAGCUGGCACACCUACGGCCAGGACUGGCGGUCAUGGGAGCAGAUGAGCGCAUCUGUGCACUAACCCGCAGGCUGCAACAUGGGGAGGAGCUUCGGUUUGGGGCCAUCCACGUGCGAUGCCUCUUGACGCCGGGCCACACCUCUGGCCACAUGAGCUACUUCCUGUGGGAGGACGAAUGCCCGGACCCACCAGCCCUCUUCUCUGGGGAUGCUCUGUCAGUGGCAGGGUGUGGCUGGCACCUGGAGGACACUCCCCAGCAGAUGUACCAGAGCUUGGCUAAGAUCCUGGGUACCCUUCCACCCCAUACGAAAGUGUUUUGUGGCCAUGAGCAUACACUGAGCAAUCUUGAGUUUGCACAGAAAGUGGAGCCCUCCAACAACCAUGUUCAAGCUAAGCUGUCCUGGGCCCAGAAGAGGGAUGACGAGGAUGUACCUACUGUGCCUUCGACGCUGAGCGAGGAGCUCUUGUACAACCCUUUCCUUAGGGUGACAGAGGAUUCGGUUCGUGAGUUCACAGGCCAGGUGGCCCCAGCCCAGGCCCUGGAGGUGCUGUGCAGGGAGCGAGCACGCUUCCAGCUUGCUCUGGAGCCCCCACAGCCCCAGGUUCGGGCACUCCUGGCCUUGCAAUGGGGCCUUCUGAGUACACCACAGGAAAAGUGAACUGUGGGGGGAGCCCGCCUGUCUCCACACCCAAUAUCCUGACAUCAGGCUGACUGGAACCCAGAACCUUCCUCUGAGGCUCUGCCACCCUGCUUUGAAGAACCAGCAAGUGGUGCCUUCCCGGUGUCUACACUCAUGGGGUCAUACAAGGGUGAAUAAAACUUUGAAAGGCCCAGUGUGGUACCACAGACACACAGCUGAUACUUCUGGAGGUGCAGACCUGUUUAUU
This is a messenger RNA of Acomys russatus (golden spiny mouse), 1168 nucleotides long. RefSeq names its product hydroxyacylglutathione hydrolase like (gene Haghl). Gene Ontology annotation, molecular function: hydroxyacylglutathione hydrolase activity. The transcript has 8 exons. Bases 88 to 939 code for a protein of 283 amino acids. Lineage: Eukaryota; Metazoa; Chordata; Mammalia; Rodentia; Muridae. The record is from RefSeq and is a predicted model, not a curated record.